AUGUCGGUGGACAUCGGGUGGGAAAAGAUCACGUCGGGCCCUGAUGGCGCCGCCCUUGCUGAAAAGAUUCGGGCUUUCGUCCAUGACAAGUUCCAGCAGAUUCCCCUUCCCCGCUUCAUCAAUGCCGUCCAUGUUCACUCAUUCGAGCUCGGGUCGGUCUGUCCCGAGAUCGAGAUCAAGGAUAUCUGCGACCCGCUUCCUGACUUCUAUGAGGAUGAAGAAGAGGACGAGGAGGGUGCCGAACGAGACGUGGACGAAUCUACCCUCGGGUCUACGCAGAACGACGGCCCCAAGACCACAAACCGCUUUGACGCUCAAGAGUCCACCUCGUCUUCUCAACAGUUACGUUCGGCGCCACACCUAUCCAACUUUAUCACGGGCCCAGGGUUUGCAGGCAUCAGCCCGGGCGACGAAGCUUUUGCAGGCCCUUUCCCACGAAGUACAACCCCCGGCAUCCCCGGCGGGACAUCCAAUCUCAAUUACUUCCAUUUCCCGGGCGGUGGCCUUUCUGGAACUCAGACUCCGCUAGCAGCGGUUGCAAGCGGGACUCCUUUCAGUCCUCGGCCUUGGUCGUACGAUCCCUCGCACCAUUUCGCCAUGAUGCAUCAGAUGCCUAUUUAUGGACCAGCACAUAGGAAGCCACCGAGUCAUGGCGUGACAGGUCACGACGAUCCAUCGACCAGGCCUUCCACCGCAAACAGCAUCUCGUCUCCACGUGGUUCAGAGUCCACGCCUUCAUCACCUCGGUUGCCUUAUGGAUCACAGCCAGCCGGUGAGAACGGCCAGGGCGAUACUACGCUCGAUGCACUGGAACCCUUGUCGGCAUCCCGGCUUCAGAGCAGGCAGGCGUCAGAUCUGCAAGUAGUGGCAAGGGUCAAGUAUUCCGGGGACGUGCGUAUGACUCUAACAGCCGAAAUACUACUUGACUAUCCGAUGCCGAGCUUCGUCGGAAUUCCUCUCAAAUUAGCCAUCACCGGGUUGACGUUUGACGGGGUCGCUAUCGUGGCUUGGGUCAAAAAGAAGAUGCACUUUUGCUUCCUCGAUUCCGAGGACGCAGCUGCACUGGUCGGCGAAAGUGUGGCAAACAAUCCACGUAAGAAAGCGGGUAGCACAACAGGUUCAGGCACCGGUCUGCCUGGGCCACUGCAGGAAAUCCACGUGGAGAGCGAGAUUGGACGGCAGGAGGACGGCAAACAGGUACUCAAAAACGUGGGAAAGGUGGAAAAGUUCGUUCUCGAGCAGGUCAGGAAGAUCUUCGAGGAAGAAUUCGUCUUUCCAAGUUACUGGACCUUCCUGGUAUGA
Fonsecaea erecta is the source of this 1302-nucleotide messenger RNA. RefSeq lists its product as hypothetical. The transcript has a single exon. NCBI's taxonomy places the organism in Eukaryota, Fungi, Ascomycota, Eurotiomycetes, Chaetothyriales, Herpotrichiellaceae. Bases 1 to 1302 code for a protein of 433 amino acids. Gene Ontology annotation, molecular function: lipid binding. Gene Ontology annotation, biological process: phospholipid transport; mitochondrion organization. The record is from RefSeq and is a predicted model, not a curated record. Gene Ontology annotation, cellular component: ERMES complex.